AUGGCGGACACAGCCCCCGCCCCAACAUCAGCCCCCGCGACCGGCGCGCCAGCAGCGCCAGCAGGCGGCGUAACAGCAGGGGCACCAAAUGCGCCUAAUGACCAGAAUGCCGCAAGUCGCGGACUACCAUACUACGAGAAGCUGCGACGAGAGCUACGAGACACGUUGUCGAAGAAGCGAUUGAUGGACAGAAGCAUGGCUCAACUCGAAGACCAAAUUUUCCGCUUUGAGCAAUCCUACCUCGAGGAGACGACUGCCGGCAACAUUAUCAAGGGUUUUGACAACUACAUCAAGGGCUCAGCCAAUGCGUCUAGCCUUGGUGCUUCGGGUCUGAGUAUUGGCUCGGUUGGUGGGCGUCGCAAGGCGCAGGUCACAGAUUCGGAUCGGGUGUUCUCAAGGAGUUCGGCGAGUUACAUGCUGGACUCACCUGGUCCCUCCUCUGCACAAACGACACCGUCGCAUGCGGCUACACCUACGUCUACUACCGGUGGGAACAUGCCUUCAACUAAAAGCAAUGGAGGUGAUGGGGGUUCUGCGAAGAACGUCUCGGUCUCUUCGAAAAAUAAAAAGAAGUCCAGUGGUGGGUCGAAGAAUACUAAGGGGAAGAAUCAGACGGAUGAGUUGUCUGAUGAUGACAAACCGCCUGUGAAGCGGUUGAAGAUUAGCUAUGGACGGGACUAG
Penicillium odoratum is the source of this 681-nucleotide messenger RNA. Its product is annotated as chromatin modification-related protein EAF6/MEAF6. Gene Ontology annotation, cellular component: NuA4 histone acetyltransferase complex. The transcript is spliced from 3 exons. The record is from RefSeq and is a predicted model, not a curated record. The coding region runs from base 1 to 681 and encodes 226 amino acids. NCBI's taxonomy places the organism in Eukaryota, Fungi, Ascomycota, Eurotiomycetes, Eurotiales, Aspergillaceae.